AUGGCCUAUAUAUCAGGGUUAUCUGAGAUAAUAUGCCAUAAAGUAUUAAUACUUGGUGGGAGGGAAUUUAAAGAAAGGACUGUAAGGGUAAGGGAGAAUAGAAGAGAUGGAACUCCUGCAUCAAAUAGUGAAUUCAGUGAAGAAAUGAUGGACAUUCGCAAAGAAUGUGUCACUUUACAUGAGGAAAUGGUGUUUCUGAAAAAGUAUAGCUCCCUCAACUUUGCAGGUACAGUCGCUAUAUAUGUUGUAUUUCGAAAGUAUAACUCAUCCCUUCUUUACCACAGAACCUCUUAAGUCUUACAACAACUUGCAGCACAUCAGUCCUUCUUUACCACAUAACCUCUUACCAGAUUAGAACGGGAGUGUGAGGCGAAUCUAGAGCUCCUUUUCCCAUUAGAGGAGGAAGUCACUGAACCAAUAUCUGGUCCUCAGAAUCAAAACCGAACAGAUCCUGCAUCCUCUAAUACAUCUUCCUUAGGGGAUGCAUCCCAUGAUAUAUACCGUAGUACCCUUUCUGCAAUCAGAACCAUACAAGGCCUCAGGAUAAGUUCAACGUAUAAUCCAUUGUCUUUUGCUGUAAUAUUUAAGGACCAAGAAGAUGAACGCAGUGGAGCUGUAACAGCUGAGAACUCUCCUUCCAACAAUAACCGUGCACAACCUUCAGAUAAUGACGAUACCGCUGACCAAGAUGAUAUCGGUUUAGCAGAAUCAUGA
This is a messenger RNA of Beta vulgaris subsp. vulgaris (sugar beet), 714 nucleotides long. RefSeq names its product SPX domain-containing protein 4. The record is from RefSeq and is a predicted model, not a curated record. The transcript has 3 exons. NCBI's taxonomy places the organism in Eukaryota, Viridiplantae, Streptophyta, Magnoliopsida, Caryophyllales, Amaranthaceae. Gene Ontology annotation, biological process: cellular response to phosphate starvation.